This is a messenger RNA of Cylindrotheca closterium, 939 nucleotides long. The record is from the annotation of a GenBank genome assembly. Lineage: Eukaryota; Bacillariophyta; Bacillariophyceae; Bacillariales; Bacillariaceae.
AUGUCUGUUUCCAACAUGCAAUCGCCAUUUGCCCAUUAUGGUGUUCUAUCCGGACAGUUAUUCCUCUAUGGUCAAGGAAGAGCAGCCUUUGAGUCACCCAUACCAGAAUCAUCCUCAUCCUCAUCCUUGAAUUCCAAAAAGUGUAUCUUGGUUGGUGGUCUGAGUGAUGGAUUGUGUCCCGUGCCAUACACACGGGAUUUGGAACAGGCGUGUCACCAAAACAACUGGUCACUGGUACAGCCUAUAUUGUCCAGUUCUUACACGGGCUUUGGACAUGGAUCGCUGGAUCGAGACUGUGACGAAUUACAAGAACUCAUGGACUUUUUGAUGGCCCAUCGAGAGGCCCAAGAAUUUUGUUUGCUCGGCCAUUCCACUGGCUGUCAAGAUGCCAUUCACUUUUUGGCGCAUGCCAAAGAAGAUUUGCGAUCCAGGUUGCGAGUGGUGGCGCUACAAGCACCAGUCUCCGAUCGGGAAUCUGCCACGGUACAUCCCAAUCCAAAGGCGGACGAAUACAUGGCACAAGCCCAAAAGAUGGUGGAGACAGAUAAUGCACAAGAAAUGAUGCCACGAGAUUCCUUUUGGACUCCAAUCACGGCUCAGCGAUAUCUAGAUCUAUUUGCAAAAGGAGGAACGGAUGACUACUUCUCCAGUGACUAUACGGAUGAAGAGUUGGCGAAACGACUCCAACACGUGGGACAACACUCAAAGCUACAAGUGCUGGUGGCCUCCUCAGGGUCGGAUGAAUAUGUGCCUUCAGACGUUGACAUUCCAAAACUGACGGAACGACUCGUUGGGGCAAUGAAUUCCAAAGCCGCCAAAGACGAACCUGUAGCGAUUGGAUUUUGUUUGGAAACGGGGAAUCACAAUCUCUCCAAAGGGCCUGAUGAUGGCAAACGGUUUGUGGUCAAGUUUGCAGAACUUCUUCAGAACAUUAAAUAA